Messenger RNA from Symbiodinium sp. CCMP2592, 2040 nucleotides. NCBI's taxonomy places the organism in Eukaryota, Dinophyceae, Suessiales, Symbiodiniaceae. The record is from the annotation of a GenBank genome assembly.
AUGGUGUGGCAAGAGCAGAGCAAACACCGACUCGGAAAGGCCACACUGGCGCGGUGUCGGCAAGUCGCCCAAAAUCUGCAUCUUGCGGCCGGCAGCCACUCCAAGGCUACAGCAGCGCUGCAGCUGGUGAGGAGGCACCUGGGUUGCGAGAUGACGGUCGCCCGGCGCCUUGAUGAGGUUCUCUCCGUGGAGGCGGGUUCAAUUCUGGCCCGUGGUCAUGAGGCGGCAGAUGAAGGCAUGGCCGUCGUGAGCGACAUGAUCAAUGGCUUCCUUCAGAUGGAGGCAGCUCGUGCAGAAGAUCUGAGCAAUCAGCCCAGCACCACAGCCGUGGAGCUCUCCUUCAACGCAAGGAAUCUGGGAAUCCUGUUGCUUCCGACGCUGCUCGAGUGCACACUAGCCGGCAUCACCAAGUGCUGGGACUGUGACUGGGGUCUCCUGGGACGGCAACUCCAGCCUUUGCAUGACCUGGUCUUGAAGAAGCCCCUGUUGGACCAUGCAGCAAUGGCCCUCUUACAGCUCAUCUGGCUACGUGCCCCGAUGCUCCUCCCAGGCGAGGCCGACGAGAAAGGGAAGGGAAGGCCCCAAGGAUGGGUCCCCCAAGGACUGCCUAUGGCAAAAUGCAUUUAUGGUUUGGCCUGCCUGUCCCAGGAGAUCCACGACACCCUGGUGGUAGAGGGCAUGGAGCAGGCAAAUGCCCAGGAGAUUCAGCUCAUGGCUCACGUCCGACGGGAAGUGCUCCAGCAUCUGGGCCAGUCGGGACGGUGGCAGCCUGAGCACGGCAAGCUGGAGUCCGGGCAGGUUGUCCCCGAGACGCCCCCCGUGUCCAAGAAGCGGCCGAGCACAAAUCGUCAAUCUUCGCCGAAGAAGAGGCGCACGGCCAACCAGCAAAUUGUACCAGUGGGAGCGCAGGAGAUUGAAUCCUUCAUGGCUGCCCUGUUGGACAAGUUCGGCUGCGAGCCGCUCGUGGGGUCCUUCAUGGAGCGGGUCGAGAAAGCAAUGGCAGCGAUGACUCUAGCAGCGACCAAGGGCUUCACCAAGGAGGCCAAGGAGGCGUCAGAUGCGGCGCUUGCAGCGGAAAAGAUUGCAGAUGUGAUGAUGAACUUCCAGAUCCUGCUCGGUUUCGGAAAGGAGGCCAAGCAGGCUAUCGUCGACCAACUGCCGCAGCUUGUACGGCACUUGCUAGAGACCUCUUCGUGGCCGGAUUGCUGGAGGCAUGCCCUUUGCGACAUGCUCGAGCUGGUGAUUCACCAGAAGCUGGCCCGGGAGUCAUCCGCCUCGCUCUGGGACCAGGUCGGGCAGAAAUGGUUGGAGCAUGCCAAUGCCAGCCGACUGACGGCUGUGGGUAGUUUGGCGACGGUGCUGGCCGGUGUAUUGACCCAGAUGCCUGAUGCGAAAGCCGCCGAAAGCCUCAAAUGCAUGGAGAACCUGCGAUACUCCGCAGCUUCCUGUUUGAUUUGCUUCCAGAAGGCAGACCCUCAGAAGACCUUGGACGGCAAGCUCGCCUUUAGCGACAUGAGUUCGGCCGAGGAGGACGAGGCACCGCGUUCCAGUCGACUUCGUCACUCCGACGAGUUGCACCUUGACGCGAGCGACAGCAGUGAAGAGAUCGGGAGCGAGGAUAGCUGCUCUCAGUCGGAGGGCGAGGGUGGCACCGACCUCGAGAGCUUCGAGGACGAUGCAGCAGAGUUCAACGAUUGCGGCUUUCUGCUUGCGGACAGCCCACGGAAGCGGCAACGGUUCACCUCCGGCGCUGGCGCUUCCAGCUCUGAUCAGCCGACCAGCAGCAUGCGACACAGGUCCAAUCUCGUCCCUGAUUGGAAGGAGCGUGUCAAAGAGAUCUUGAAGAAGCUUCCGGCAGGUCCAGAAAAAUCGGACAAGCUCGGAGCCGACUCCGGAGGGAAUGACCUGUCCUCUGACAAAGCCGUUCGGACCGACGAAGAUCUUCAGCCUGACAAAGAUCUCCCGCCAGACGCCGUGAAAGUUGACGCAAAGUGCGACCUUCAGCUUCAGGCCGUAAAUGAAAUCAGUGUGCAAUGCUGA